AUGAGACGUUCACCACUACUGUCAGGAGAGGUUGAGAGUCGAACAGAAGUGAUGAGAAGGAAGCUAAGAAACAGAAAGGGGGGGCCACGCUGGGAUAGUCCAGGCGCGUGACAAUGUACAUCCCUAAGUCAGCCGCGGGUGAAAUCGCCGGCGCGCCUAAGUCCCCACCGCAAGGGGGCGGGCUAGCGGGCGCGCGCAUGAAUCCGCCGGCGCUGGCGCGCUGAGGCAGUCGCGCGCGUCUAAGUCCCCACCGCCGGGGGCGGGCUAGCAAGUGCGCGCAACGACCGAGGCGCCCCUGUCGAGCUGAGAGUGGACUCUUCACAAAAAACUGUAUACUAA
Molecule: messenger RNA, 339 nt
Organism: Microbotryum saponariae
Lineage: Eukaryota; Fungi; Basidiomycota; Microbotryomycetes; Microbotryales; Microbotryaceae
Source: the annotation of a GenBank genome assembly